AGUCUUUUAUUCUCUUGAAACACCCGAAGCAUUAUGAAGUCAUGUUUAAACAUAUUUUAAUUAGCUUUUCUCUGGCAUUGUAAAAGCCUAUCUUUUAAUCGUCCUCAUUAAAAAUAAUUUUCUACACCUUCCUUGAAGUUUUGAGAUACCACGGAAAGUGUUGUUGUCCUUCCUCACUACAUAUGGUUGACCUACAGUGAUACAUUAUCUGCUAAUCCUAUUCAUGGCAUUUCCAGCCUCUUAGGGAAAAAAAAAAAUCCGCUUUGGCCGCCAUUUUUAUUUUGGUUCCCAUAAAGCUUUGAUAUCAUCGACAGAAGCCAUUUUUCGUUUGGGCAGAUCCUUCUGCCUAUCCUAUUACUUUAUCUUGGGCUUCGCCCCCAUCGUAGGUCCUGGCACUGGCUUCCAACCCUGUGAAGUCGGUUAUGCCAUCUUGUGUUUGGGUGCUGGUUGCGUUUGCUAACGCGCGAGGGAACUCUGGGAAACGGGAAGUAAGCCAAAGCUUUUGAAGCUUGGUCUACCGCCCUUUUAGUCUGUGUUUUCACAUCCAGGUACUAGUCCAUCAGUGACCCUGGACAGUAACAAAGCAUAUAAAGCCCGAACCCACCUCCCGCCACCAUCAUAGGUUCUGUACCUCAUGUGGAAAUCAGUAAACCAUGGCAUCUAAGAAAUUCACCAUUAAAUGUGGGAACUUUGCAGUCCUGGUGGAUCUUCAUGUAUUGCCACAAGGUUCAAACAAAGACUCCAGUUGGUUUUCUGAACAGAAGAAAGAGGAAGUUUGUUUGCUGUUAAAAGAAACCAUUGAUUCCAGAGUUAAGGAGUACGUGGGCAUUUAUAAACAGCACAGACCAUCAAAUGCAGAAUUCACAAGAUUCAGUCCCUUGUCCUUAAAAGGAUAUGGCUUUCAGAUCACAGCUUAUUUCCUCAAGAGAGGGAUACGCCUUCGCUGUAUCCAGAGCUCCCGGAAUGCUGAAGUUCAUAUAUUUCCUGAGAGAUUCGUGGUAUGUGUUAGUCAGCUUGCAUUUGGUCAUGAUACUUGGGCAAACCAGAAUGAAAAAUCGACAAUAAAAGCCCUCCAUGGAGUGUCUGAUUAUUUUGCUGAGUGCGCGGGGAUUUCACCUUCUCCUGGUACAAAGCUCAAGAGGAAUGCUCUGAAGGAAAUUGUGAGAAGAACUGAAUCAAAAGGCACUGAUGUGAGCAAACCACAGCCCAGCGGGGACCUCGUGGGAAGAUCUGGUGACUCAGUAAUUACGGAGGUACCACGGAGGAGGAAUGCCUCAGCCAUUCUCCUGUCAGAAUCUGUGGGUCAAGCACAAGAUGACAUAAGAGCAGCCAAGAGCCACCAGGAGCUUCCUGUUCAAAAGCUGGAAAAUGUUUCUCAGACUCAGCCAGGAGACACUCGCAGCCUGCAGCAACUUCAUCCUGGGGAGUGGUUAAAGACGGGGCUUCUAAGCAGGGGCACUGUGUAUAACUAUGAGUCAGCAUCAUCAGGUCCAAAGCAAAGUCCAAGAGCAGCCAAGACACAGCAGAAGCGCAGGAAUUGUGGCUCUGUGGAAGACUCUGACCCCCACAGGAGAGUUUCUCUUGGAAGUGAAGGAUUAGUCCCAGAGGAUGCAGCAGUAGAAAGGAGCACAGCUGUCAGGGUUUUGCCAACCUUAGAGUUGUCAGAUCCUGGGUUGCUUUUGAAACAAGAUUUGGCAAAAGACACAGCUAGGGAAGAGCUACAGGCUUUGGAAAAUCUCUCCUCCAGACAUCUUAUGACAAACAACCCAGGGCAGGCACAGCAAACCGGCUCAGCUGCAAUUACUGAAAGAUUAGCUCCAGCUCAGGGCGGCCCCAGCAAGAAAAGAAAGAAAUUGCAAAGUUACAGCAGAGGAUGUAGUGGCAAGAAAAACUAAGUUAAGUGUACAGUAUCUGGGGUACCGGAAAGAAUUGGGGAGUUACUUUAAAUAAACAAAUAUUUGGGAGCUGGGGUUAUGUCUCAGCUUUUAAGAGCACUUAGUGUUCUUGCAGAGGACCCAGGUCAGGUUCCAAGCACCCACAACCUUGGUGAACUCCAGAAGACCCCACACCCUCUUUGACUUCCAUGGGCACAAGGCAUGUACAUAUAUACCAGGUAAAACACACAUACAUGUAAAUUGUUUUGUAAAAUUGUUUGUGUUGGAACUGGCCUUUACAGUCACCUCCUGGAGGCUGUUUUCCUAACAGACUUGUUACUUUCUCAUCAUAUUUAUAACUGUCUCCAGAAAAUACUAUAUUGACAAAGAACCAUCCACUGGUCAAGGAAUAAACUAUGUAUCUAGGACCCUAAGGAGAAAUCAGUAAUGGUGGCCUUCUUACCCCAUCACUAUGAAGACCUCCUGAUGGGAAAGAGAGAGAGAGAGAGAGAGAGACAGUACCAGGUACUGAGGGCCAAUUCUUGGGCUGCAGUCCUCUUACUCCUCAAACUGAGAAGUAAAAAUAAAUCAGCAGUCUUAGCAUGUGGUUCUGUGAGGAAUGCAGGUAUUGGGAUCUCAGACCUAUGGAAUAAGGAACUAUGAUUCUGAAAUAGGCUAAAGUUGAAAACAGUUCCCUAGAACUUUACAGCCUAGUUACCAUGGCUUACAUCUGCUGGGGCCACAUGUGGAAAUGUACACCCUUGUGCUUCCUUCAGACCUGUAAAGUAUUUAGAUUGGAUUUGGUGUGUGAGUCACUUUGUUCCCAGGUUCUACUACAGGACAGACACAAUGCCUGGGGAGCUGUUACAUCUGAAGUCCCCAGAAAUGUACAACUAAUUCAUCUCAGUCUUAGGUAGAGACAUGGAAGAGGUGUGUCCUAUGUAGCACAAGUUUGACUCUGUCCUUGUCACACCUCCCUUAUUCUGGUUACAGUUAAGACAGACCAUAAUCCAAAGGGAGUGCAGUGCCAUUCCAGGUCCCAAUUUGGAAAAUUUCCCAGGGUGUUUAAAUGUUCUGUUCAGUUGUGUAGCCAGCUCUCAAGAAAGACAGGAAGCCAAAGUUGUCAACCUGGACGUUUCAUCUGGUCACCCCAACCUCAAAGGACCAGAAACUACUUGCUGGUAUUCCUUUCCUUUCCCACUUAGCCUUUUAUGUUUUCUUGAGAGCUGAUCCAAGAUGUUGAGUCCUCGAUGGAAGUGUGAAUAGUCACCAUUGUACACCAAGAAGCAUCUCACUCAGCACUCAGAGGGUGCUUCCCUCUCCAGAGCUAAGAUAUUCUGACCUGGAGUAGAAGGGGUUUUAAUUGUUUAAUGGUUAAGGUCAUAUUCUGUACUUAAUUGUACUUAUACGAAAGAUGUGCUUUCAAGAAAUGUUUUGUUUUUCAAAUAUGUUCUAUUAUAAUAAUAUAAUAUAAAUUCCUAUAAAGGAAACUGAUUAUUGUGACCAAUGAUUUAAAAAAAAAUAGUAUGUUCAGGUUGUAGAUAGAUGUGGCCUUUGUUGCAACCUUCAUGGACAAUGGAUUUUAACAGGAUUAAUGGGGCUCUGGGCUCCCACACUCUGCCAUAUGUUUAAGGAAUUUUGCCCACAAUCAUUUUCUUUCAGCAUGUUUGAAACACCUUUCCAACUCUUGUUUAUUGAAUUGUUUUACAACUCUUUGAAUAUAUGGAUAAAGGGAGAAAAUUAAUUCCAAGUGUUUUGUUGCUUAUUAGGUGGAACAUUAAGUAUUAUCUACUGUUGGAAUGGUAUGAGUUUUUAUAUUCUUAAUUACUGUUAACAAUUUGGCAUUUGAAAGUCUGAGACACGGUCAGGAUUGAUAGUCAAAAUCAAGUUCUUCAACCCUUUCAUCCUUCAAAUUAAAUUUAUAUUCAGGUCCCUAUGAUUCUGAUACUUAGAGGAAAUGUUCAAUUCCGUUGAUAACUAAACUCAAGACUUUUCUAAUUAUCUGAGAUGGUAAGCCAUGUACUAUCAAACGACACAUUAUAAUAGAUGAAAGCUGGUUAGUAUUUUUUGUAUUUUUAGUAUUUGUGUUGUUAGUAACUUUUUGUAUUUUCUUUCUUUCUUCCUCCUCCCCCAAUUUAAAGACAUGGAAAAGCUGGCCUGGUGGCAUAUGCCUUUCCUGGCACGUAAGAGGCAGAGGCACCUGAGUUGGUAGCCAGAUCCCUGAAUUGGAGGCCAGACUGGUUUACCCAAUAAGUUAGUAGACAGCCAAAACUACAUAGUGAGACCUUGCCUUAAAACAAACAAAACAGUACGGAAAUAAUCUGUGAUUUUUCUUGCAUGAUUGCUUUUCUUUGCCACUGGGGGUUAGCUCACCGAGACAUGCAUAUGACUUAUGAAGUGUAAAGAGGCACCUGGCGCUGGAAUAGCUACGGAGUGUUGUUGUUCCUUUAUUUCAUGCUGAAGAAGUAUGGACAUGUAUUUAAUUUUUUAAAAAACAAAGACUCAUGGGCCAUUGGUAGAGGGAGUGUUGUGCAUGUGCAGUGACCCAUAAGACACCAAUAAGAAAGAAAAAGCCACAAAAAGUCACUAUAUUUUGAUGUUUGAAGAAUCUAGUUUAUCUCUGGGUGGACCUUCUCAAAGUGUGUCUUGGCAGAGAUGAUGGGGUCUCAAUAUAAUUGUUUUAUGUUUGA
Apodemus sylvaticus (European woodmouse) is the source of this 4564-nucleotide messenger RNA. It is a transcript of the gene Slx4ip, whose product is annotated as SLX4 interacting protein. Bases 654 to 1895 code for a protein of 413 amino acids. NCBI's taxonomy places the organism in Eukaryota, Metazoa, Chordata, Mammalia, Rodentia, Muridae. The transcript has 8 exons. The record is from RefSeq and is a predicted model, not a curated record.